Molecule: messenger RNA, 1107 nt
Organism: Cinara cedri
Lineage: Eukaryota; Metazoa; Arthropoda; Insecta; Hemiptera; Aphididae
Source: the annotation of a GenBank genome assembly
AUGAUAAAACCCAAGUCCAAACACACAAUUAGACACAUCUUGGAACUGCCAUCCGGUUCGCCGCCGUCCAAACGUCCUGCCGCCAAACCACCAGACGCAGUGCCAUGGGUGAAGCGAAGAAAACUUAUCCUUCCACCAGUCAACAAACAGGUGGGUGAAACCGUUGUUUUUCUGAUAUAUUUACCGCCAUCUAGCGUUUUAUUCUAGCGUAAUAUUUAGCGCCAUCUACAGGUAUAAUAUUUCGCGUUAUUGUCAAUGGUUUUCGCGAUCCAUGCUACAGCGGCAUCUAUGGGCGCUUUACAGUUUCAUGUUUACCGUUUUAUUAUACAACUAGAGAGCAGCACGCUGUUCAAAAUUGACUUAAAAUAUUUGACAUUUUUAUCUCAAUAACUCUUCGGUCCUUGAUAAAUUAUUGAGGUGUUUGGGUAAUUUUCUGUUAGUUUCCGUAAACAAGUUUUACAUAUAAUAUUAAUACUGUAAUGUUAAAGGUAAGUUACUAAAAUUCAUUAACAAUAUUUAAAAUAUAACUAUUAGUUAUAUUAUAAUUUAGAUAAUAGGUAUAUAAUAUACACUGGGUAAUAGAUAUUAUAUGAUUAUAUCAUUAUUUGUGUUGAAUUUACUAUUUUUUAAAUAAAACUUCUAAAUAAUAUUAUUUUACUCGAAUGUGUAAUGAUAAAAUAUGUAAGGUUCUUUCGAUUCUCAAAUACUAUAAUGGUAUCUAUGGUAUCAAUAUGAUUGUCUUUACUGGUGUGUAAUUAUUAAGACUUUGUAAUACCUGAUUGACAUUAUACAAAGUACUAUUUUUAAAAAAUCAAAAAUGUUUUUGUAAAGUUCAAAGUUCAAUUUAUUUAUUUUAACUAAACAUUAAAGGUUCUAAAUCAAAUGCCUAUUAAAAGCAUCGAUAUUUUCUAAAAAAACAUAGAUUUCAGCGUUUUGCAAUAUUAUUAUUUGAUAAUGCUUUGUCAAACGACUCAAACGUGUUUAUUAAACUAAAAGGAAAUUUCUUUUAUAUUCAUGCCGUGCAAAUCAUUCAAAUUGAAAAAUAAAAAGAGAGCUGAUUGUCCUGUUGGGUUCGUCACCGUUGUAGAUGGAGAGUUGGCAAGGUAG